UAGCCACCAGACAGAGCCAAGACAAUACUGAGAUGCCUUCUUCUUCGAGUAGCUCAACUUAUACAAAUACUGAAAAUAGCAGCUUUAUGGGUGCUGAAAAUAGUAACUCGAGCGUUAACGACGAGCCAUCGAAAAUACGAAAAAAGAAAAGUAACCAGUUUGGUGCAAUGCAGCAGGAAUUCUCUUUAUUUAAAGCAAUGAUUCAAAAAAAGAAAAACUCCCGAAAAUACGCCUGGUUGGGAACUUUGGUUGCCAAUCAAAUGGAGGAAAUAGACCAUAACAAACAACAGAGCGCUGCUUGGGAAAUACAGACGGUUAUAAAAAGAUAUAUUGAUGAAUCCAAUCAUCGCACUCCUGCAUUAUUAGCAACAUCAUCAUCAUCAGACAAGGACUUACUGCAGCUGUCCAUGGAUGAAGUUUUUUACAAGGAUGAUUUUCCUAGUAAAAUACUUAAGCGCCAAAAAAGUGAUACUGCGUGUAAAGUCACCAAAUCUGAAAACUAA
Messenger RNA from Anastrepha obliqua, 503 nucleotides. RefSeq lists its product as uncharacterized. Lineage: Eukaryota; Metazoa; Arthropoda; Insecta; Diptera; Tephritidae. The record is from RefSeq and is a predicted model, not a curated record. The transcript is spliced from 4 exons. The coding region runs from base 33 to 503 and encodes 156 amino acids.